CGUAGGCGAUUACUUUGAAAGAAAAUAAAAAAGAAAAAGAAAAAGGAAAAAAAAUAUUUUAUUUUUAUUUAUCUUUUAAAUAUAUAUAUAUUUUUAAGCGCGAGUCGAGCGAUCUCUAAAUCUAAAUUCUAAAAAUUUCUAUUCUCCCCAAAAUCACUGACUCGCUCAACUCACUCACUAUGGCCUUUCACGUUGCUUGCCCAAUUACAUGCAAGCGAAUUUGCUUUUGCACUCUAGGGUUUACGCGGAGCGUUCAGAGUGCAAAGGCGCGGAGCGACUUCCUACACGAGGUCGUUUUGUUGGAGCGGUUUUUGGACGAUCCUUGGGGCGAGAUUAGGGUUUCGAAAGAGGGGAGUACGGUUCAGGUCAGCGUUCCUGAGCUUCCGCAACCUCCGCCGCAGCCGCAGCCGCAGUCGCAGUCGCUCGUUGUCGAUGGAAUUUCUGCUGCAGAUGCCGCUGAUGAGGCCGCUGCCGCCGUGUCCGCGCAGACUAAGCGUGUGGCUUUGCAACGCAAGGCCGCCGCGGCCAUGGUUGCUGCCGAGGAUUAUGCCAGACGGUUCGAGUCCGGUGAUAUUGCGCUUGCCUCAAAAGAUGUUGCUGGAGAAGAACAGGGCCAGUCAAACGUGAACAUAAUGUGCAGGCUUUGCUUUGUGGGUGAAAAUGAAGGAAGUGAAAGAGCAAGGAGGAUGCUUUCAUGCAAAAGUUGUGGCAAGAAGUACCAUAGGAACUGCUUGAAAAACUGGGCAAGAAAUAGAGAAUUAUUUCAUUGGAGUUCUUGGAAGUGCCCUUCUUGCCGAACUUGUGAGAUUUGUCGACGAACUGGGGAUCCAAAUAAGUUUAUGUUCUGUAGAAGAUGUGAUGGUGCUUAUCAUUGUUACUGUCAGCAUCCUCCUCACAAGAAUGUUAGUUCUGGACCGUAUUUGUGCCCAAAGCAUACAAGGUGUCAUAGCUGUGGAUCCAAUGUCCCAGGAAAUGGCCUAAGCGUGCGGUGGUUUCUGGGAUACACUUGUUGUGAUGCUUGUGGAAGAUUGUUUGUGAAGGGUAAUUACUGCCCUGUUUGUUUGAAGGUUUAUAGAGACUCAGAAUCAACACCGAUGGUUUGCUGUGAUGUUUGCCUGCGCUGGGUGCACUGCCAAUGUGAUGGAAUCAGUGACGAAAGGUAUCUACAAUUCCAAGUAGAUGGGAAUCUACAGUAUAAAUGUCCCACAUGUCGUGGGGAAUGCUACCAGGUCAGGGAUCUUGAGGAUGCUGUUCGUGAGCUUUGGAGAAGAAAAGAUAUGGCUGAUAAAGAUCUAAUUGCUAGCUUGAGGGCUGCUGCAGGGUUGCCUACUGAAGAUGAAAUAUUUUCCAUCUCACCAUAUUCUGACGAUGAUGAAAAUGUUCAUACGGUACUAAAGAAUGAAUCUGGACGUUCCUUGAAGCUCUCUCUCAAAGGAUCAGUUGAUAAUUCACCCAAAAAGGCGAAGGAAUAUGGAAAGAAAUGGUCAAAUAAGAAGUAUCCCACUAGAAAAGGAUAUCAUAUGCCCUUGGAAAGUAGAACUGAACCACAGGAGAGUUAUGAAGAACAACAUGAUGCUCUAUCUCUGGGGCAAAGCUUGCUUGAUGGCAUGCAGUCUCCUAAAAAUGAAGGACCAAAUAUAUCUUCUUCUGUUGCUGGGGUUGUAAGUCAUCCUGAAGGAGUAUGCUCUGUCAAUCAACCAGGGGUUUUGAAACACAAAUUUGUGGAUGAGGUGAUGGUGAGUGAUGAAGAUAAGAUAUCCAGAGUAAAAUUCAAGAGUAAUAAAACCCAUGAUUUGGACAGUGGAGAUGAUUCUGGAAAACAUGGUAACAAGCCUAAGGCUGUAAAGGCAAAGAAAUUAGUUAUAAAUCUAGGUGCACGAAAAAUAAAUGUUACCAACUCCCCUCGAUCUGAUGCUUCAAGCUGCCAAAAGGAACAAGAUGUAACAACCACAAAUGGCACUGAAGAUACAAGCCUGCAGAAAACCAAUAGUAAGUUUGUGCUGGAUAGACGUGAUGGCAGUGCUAAAUCUGGCAAUGGAGAGAGAGUUGAUCAUACUGGCCACUCAAGAGGUUUGAAGAUUCAAGGAAGAGAUGGAAAUGUGAUCAAAUUUGGAAAAGUUAGGCAAGAAAUUUCUGAAUCAAACACAACAACUGGGAGUGGUUGUGGUACUGAUGGAUCUGAACCAGAGAACAUGCGUCUAUCAUUAGGAAAAAGAAACAAAGAUGGAAGCAGGGCUGCAGCUGGGCCUGGUGGUGAGGUUGCCUAUCUAAGAGGUGAUAAGCUUUCAGGGAAGCAAUUAGAAGGCAGAUCUGAUGCACUUGGGGGUAGCAAUGAUGAUACGCCAAUUUUGCAUUCAUUACCAAAGGAUUUUAAGCCUUCACUGAAGCUUAAAUUCAGGAAACCAAGUCUUGAAAAUCAAAAUUCACAGGCUUCUCAGCUUGAUGAAGAAAAGAGUUCAGUUAAGGGCCAACGGUCAAAAAGAAAGAGACCAUCAUCACCCUUCACAGACAAAUACUUAUUUAAUGAAGAUGAAGAUGCUUCACAGUCAAAUCAAGACAGUUUAAUGGAUGAGAUGAUGGAUGCGAACUGGAUUUUAAAAAAAUUGGGUAAAGAUGCUAUUGGAAAGAGAGUUGAAGUUCAGCAGUCAUCUGACAAUUCAUGGCAUAAGGGGAUGGUUACUGACACCAUUGAAGGUACUUCCUCAUUAUCUGUCACAUUAGAUGAUGGUAGAGUGAAGACUUUGGAACUUGGGAAGCAAGGGGUUAGGUUUGUUUCUCAAAAGCAGAAGAGGUCAAAAACUUGAAGGGUUGAUCUUGUGUUCUAUAAUUGAUUAUCUCAUCUGGAGACCUUUUUUUCUUCUAACAGAUGAAGAGGCAGAUGUCCAUCUCUCCUCCCAGACCCCAAAAAAUUCAAAUUCUAUUUUUCUGGUUGCUUAUGGUGCUGGCCAAUUAUGCGUUGCAGAAAUGCUCUCACAUUGGAGCUGAUAUAUUCUCACGAAGAACUUUAUUCUGUUUCUGUCUGGAUUUGAUUCCAGGUGAAGGAACACUAUCCCCGCUUUCUUUCUUUGGUUGCUAUUUAUUCAAACAUAUUUAAAGGCGUACUUUAUUCAAAAUGUAGGUGUUAAUGGAUUCCAUAUUUAGGUAUCAAUCUAGUGAAAAAGGGUGCUGCUGAUGGAUACUUUGUGUACAGCACAUUUUAUGUGACAAUUAAAGUGUUUGAAUUCCAACA
Molecule: messenger RNA, 3229 nt
Organism: Mangifera indica (mango)
Lineage: Eukaryota; Viridiplantae; Streptophyta; Magnoliopsida; Sapindales; Anacardiaceae
Exons: 13
Coding region: 180-2804 (874 amino acids)
Biological process (GO): positive regulation of transcription by RNA polymerase II
Cellular component (GO): MLL3/4 complex
Molecular function (GO): zinc ion binding; transcription coactivator activity; histone H3K4 methyltransferase activity
Source: RefSeq, a predicted model, not a curated record